UUCAUAAAAUGUAAAAGAUUUAUAGUUAAUGUUUUUAGUUGAUUUUAGUGGUGCAUAGAAGUGAGUGUGUGAUCCAACGUUAUAUAGUUUUAUCGUGGGCUCAUUUCCUUUUAAUCAUGGAGUUCAGUGAUGCCCAAAUUGCCAGGCUCGUCUUAGGAUACCUGAAAUCACAAAAUUGUAAAUCAACUUACAAGGACUUUUUAAGAACAUCACCUUACUUCAAGAAUAAAAACUUGCCUGGUAGGGCUAAAUACUUCACUACUAGAGUUUUUGGAUUAUCCCUGAUAGAUUGUUUAAACGAUUAUGCUAAUGUUUAUACUGUGGUACAAGGAAGACUGGAGGAUAUUAGUUAUUUCACAGAGAGUCAAUCUAGGACAACUCUUUUGGAACAAUUGUUACAUUUACUAGACGUAUUAAGUGGCAGCAGAAGUACAACUCCAGUUAGAAAUCGCAGGUCAGAGAGUCCAAUAGAUCAAUCAAGCGAUGUUGAGGCGACUCCAGCUCACAGUUUACCAGGCAAUACCAGUAAUGAAUUCGAUGAUUUCUCCCCAAAAACUAAAACAAAAAGAGAUUCAAGAGGAAGCGGAGUUAAGACGCCAGGAGAUUUGGAUGAUAUUGAUCCAUUAGCUAAGGUGUUAGAAAAUAAAGAGUUGGCGGAAAAACUUGCGAAAACAAUAAAUAUGGUUAGGAAUACACCAGAAAGUGCAAAGAAGACUGAUGAGAGUGUAGGUGCUGGUGCCUACACAGAAGUUGAUAAUACAAUUCAAACAGUACUUAAAAAAACUGAAGAAGAUCCAAUUUUUAAUAAAAUAUUAGACGAAAUAAUAGGUCCUAUAGUGAUAGAUAGAAGUGAAAAAAGUGAUACAUCUGACCAAACAAAUAAAAAUGCUCAAAACACACCAGAACCUGAACCCAACAAGAACAUUAGUAUUGAUCAAAGUGUGGAAGAACAGAAUGACGAAGCAGUACGAUCGAUAAUGGCAGUUAAUUCAAAAACCACAGCUACCACAAAUUCUUUCACAACUACACAACAACAAAGUGAAAUAAUUAUGUACGACGGAUCAAUCGACAACUAUUUAAAAUCCACAUGUCAAAAAACCAGUUUGGCAAUUAAACCAAAAGAAACUUCUUAUGCUACGGCUCCCAAUUACGUUAUGGUUCCAAAUCAAUUUCCAUACGAUCCAACGAAGCAAAUAUAUUUAGUCAAUAAUUCACUGUUGAAUGUUAAUUUGCCGGCGCCCACAGGAAUCACUGAACAAGAUAUUCUCUCAAUGCCCACUGUCAUAGUAAAUGAAGAUCCUAUUUAUCAACAAAAUAUUUUGCCAUAUUCAAUUAUAUCAAAGCCAACUGUUACUGAAGUACAACAACCUCAAUAUAAUGAGUACAUUCGUAUUUAUAAAGGAGAAGAAGAACCGCCUCAACCACCUCCACCACCUAAUCCUCCACAACAAAAAUGUAUAAAAACUAUUUUACCACAAAGGGUUAAGAAGUCAAAUGCGGAGAUACCGGCGAAAACAGCUGAAACAAUCACAACCACUAUAACAGAAUCUUGCGACGGUUCUCAAGUAAAAUCGAAUGAAAUUCCUUCAAAUACUGCGAGUUCACAGAAUCUUCCUGAAAUAAACAGUGUAGAACUGAAGAAGACACCCCGACCUAUGGGAACCGUUAAAAGGGGAACACCUAAAAGUGGUUCUCAUGUAAGGAAUUUAAAUUUUUCAACGCCGCCAAAAUUAACGUCCACAGGUAAAAAAAAUGAUCCUGAAAGUACGGAGAAAUCUCCAUUGUUUGUGCAUAAAAAGCAAGCGGCUAAAACUUUAUUUAAGAAUGAUAAUGAAGACAUAAAACCGCAUAAAAAAGUAAUUGAAAAAAAGCCGAUGACAAAGCAAUGGGAUGCCGAGUUAAGGGCUCUAGUAGCUAACACAGCUGAUGUUAAAUCGGGUACACCCAAAAGAAAACCAAAGCCAGCAGCUAAGAGGAAGGCCAAGAAAAAUGAAACCAAGUUGAACACAACUGAUCAAGAAGCACAACUUCUAGAAGAUGCACUAAAAUCACCUGAAAAUAUGGACAAAAAGGCACCUGAACAAGAAAGUCAAGCUUCUGAUGUACCACAGAGUAAUAAUGAAAUAUUGGAAACAAAAGAUGAGGCGCUUGUUAAAUGUGAGGGAAAUAAACCAGAUCCUCCAGUAACAUCUGUAAUUUCCGACGAUGUAUCAGCUAAACUAAUAUUAUCACCUUCAAAGUUAAACGCGAACAAACGUAAUUUGGUAAAAACUAAAGAAAAUGGUGAAAUCCCUGGUCCCUCUACGUCAACUGAAGAUCACUUGAAGAUGAUUACUCCAGAAACGUCAACUAAACCAGUAGUUCAUUACCCCAUAAGAGCAAAUAGAAAUAUUACCUCUCUUUUAGAAACUCCUAUAAAGAUGGAUACUGUACCAAUAACACCAGGAGCAGGGACUCCUAUAAUAGGUUUUACACCAUUUAAUAAAGUGUUAGAUGACCAACUGCAGGGAAUUGAUAUAACUUCAAUUCAAACCCCUUCUAUUCCGAUAACACCCAGUUUUGCACCACUUGGCCUUGAGUUGACACCAUGUUUUGAUAAUCGCCCUACAGAUUAUUCCGGCUCCAGUUCCUAUUACCAACCCUCUGAUAAUGAACAAAAUAAAUCAGUGGAACAGUUAUUAGAAGAAACGCAACCCAAAAAGAAGGAAUCACAUGUAAAAAUAUUGGGAGAUGUGGUAAUAAAGCCAAUGAGGAUACAAGAGGCUCAAUCUAAUAUAAAUGAACAUCUUAGCAUAUUCAAUAAAAACGUAAUAGGCAAGAAAAAUUUGAAUUUAGUUAAAAGGACUAUGAGUGAAUCUAGUUCUUCAGACUCUUCAUCUUCAUCAGACAGUGAAAGUGUAUGGAAUGAAAGCACAAAUGAAACUGUCAUAAUGAAUAAAAAUGAAUUGAAUGAAGAACCAUCUCAAACUGUAAGACCUUACAGUCUGAGAAGAAGAAUUAGUACAACUCAAUCUAAACCACCUGAGAAUCCAGUACCUCGAAGUCGUACUAAUAGUACCCAAGUCAAAGAAUUAAAAUUUAAAAACAAAAACACGACGGAUAUCAACACUAUAAUUAAUUCUGUACCGGUAUCAUCUGGUGGAUUAACUUCAAAUCCAGUUAAAGUACUUUCUUCACAAGAAAUCAUACUACAAGAACUUAAAGAAAAACGAGAAAGAGUUGUGUCAAUGUUUAAAAAUGAGAAAAAGGAACACGAAAAAAAGGUACCAAACAAAAAGGCAAAGCCAUUAAGAGCAAUUAAACAAGUUAAAAAGAAAGAUCUCCGUAAGAGUCCAAGAAAGGCUGAAACACCAAAGAAAGUUGUUACAAGAAGUUCUAUUUUGAGAAAAUGUAAAUCUAAGAGUAAAUCACCAAUUAAGGCUGAUAAGAGUUUUACCAACGAUUUUUUUCUGACGUCGGACGAAGAAAAUGAAGAGAAUGAUUUUGACAACGUUAAACAUCACAAGCCCCAAGAGAAUCCACAAAAAACUGAAGAAAAAACAGGCACGGCGUCUGAUACGGAGGCCGAGAAGUUGGUAAUAGGAUUAAAGCAACGUGGAAUCCAUCUUAUGUACAACAAAUCUCCAAAGAUUUCUAAACUCAAAUCAGUAGAAUCUAAUGCAAUCGUGAAAAGCAAUGCAGAAUGUAAUAAUAAGGAAAAGAGGGAUGACUGCAAUGAAGAAAUGAAUGAACCACAUAAUGAUUUAAAUCAUCCUUUAAAGGAAAGACUGAAAAUGUCCCCCAAUAUAUUUAAUCCGAAUAAAAAAGAUUCUGAAAUUAGUUGCUCUUCAACGCCUUUGAAAGUUAAUCUCAAGGAAAAUAUAAAUUCUGCUUGUGAAAGCAAUAAACAACUUUCAUCAACUUUUAAUACUUCCAAUGAAUCGAGUGAAAAUGACGCAGAUACUUUGAGUGUUGUGGAUUUUGGUGAAGAAACACAAAUAAGUUAUAAAUUUAAUUAUGACAAAACAAUUGAGCCUAAAGCCUUUGAUUUAGAUGUGUUAUCUAAAAAGAUUUUUGCAAAUGUGUACAUGGAGGAAGCAGGUGUUGAUGUUCCCAUAAAAAUAUCCUGCACUUCCCACAUGGACUUGCUGGAUAUACCUUCAAAGAUUCGCAUACCAAAGAGGGCUAAAGAAAGGAAAGAAGAUAAAAUUUCGGUCAAGGCAGAUGAAGAAAGUAAAGAUAAAGCCUACUCCAAAGAUGUUAAACUAAAACAAACUGCCUGCGUAGAUGAAUCCAGUGAACAUGCAAAAAUUGACGACGAUCUUAUGAAUUACGCUGUUGUGGGUUCAGAUGAGCCAUCAAGUGACUCUUCAGUUAGGAACACACGUAAGCGCAAACCAAGAUCGGAAGAAAACACACAGGUGAAAAAGAAAAGCAAAGCUUGCGAAAAGAUUCUAAAUCUAAAACAUAUAGAUGUAGAUACUUUCUUAAACAAACUACAUGGACAAAGUUAACAAUUUAAUUUUAAUUACGUACAAAAUAUAGUUGUUGUUUCACGUCAAGACGUGAUUAUAGUAUGAUAUUAUUUAUUUGUUAUUAUAAUUUUAUACAGAUUAGUUUGUGAAUAAAGUUUUAUGGUUUUACGCA
Aethina tumida (small hive beetle) is the source of this 4626-nucleotide messenger RNA. RefSeq lists its product as uncharacterized. The transcript has 10 exons. NCBI's taxonomy places the organism in Eukaryota, Metazoa, Arthropoda, Insecta, Coleoptera, Nitidulidae. The record is from RefSeq and is a predicted model, not a curated record. The coding region runs from base 117 to 4493 and encodes 1458 amino acids.